Molecule: messenger RNA, 3729 nt
Organism: Peromyscus californicus insignis
Lineage: Eukaryota; Metazoa; Chordata; Mammalia; Rodentia; Cricetidae
Gene: Irx3
Product: iroquois homeobox 3
Exons: 4
Coding region: 1792-3330 (512 amino acids)
Biological process (GO): neuron differentiation; regulation of transcription by RNA polymerase II; cell development
Cellular component (GO): nucleus
Molecular function (GO): DNA-binding transcription factor activity, RNA polymerase II-specific; RNA polymerase II cis-regulatory region sequence-specific DNA binding
Source: RefSeq, a predicted model, not a curated record
AGCAGGCCUGGCCCGCGCGUGGGUCGCUGCCACAGUCUAAAUCGCUUAUCUGGGAGCCACAGCUAUUCCGAGAAUUUCAGUGUGGCUUUCCACUGCACACCAUAAUCCGUGAAGGUGGGCAACUGGACACUAUCAUUUCAAGUCAGAUUUAGGUAUCUUACCAUAAAACAUUUAGUUACCCUACCAUAAAACCAAAGUCUUGCUUCAUAAAACCAAAGUCUUGCUUCCCACCCCCACAUGCACACGCUCCCCGGCUGGGGGAUUUUAUCACCAAAAGAAAACACUGGCAUUGGGCCCAGGGAACAGGAGAAGGGGCAGUGAAAUGAAUGGUCGCAAUCGUCUAAAAACACAACACAGAAACUUCUCGAAGUGCUCUCGGAAAGUUCCCAAAGCCUCCGCUGUGAGGCUCUCAGCUCCUCCCCCACCCCAUAGCCAGAGGAGCUCCAACUCUUAGCGUGUUCUGCAAGACCACCUGGGCGCCAAACUCACUUUCUAAUGAGAAUUCUCUCCGAGGUACCCCAGAGGUGUUAACGUGGUAAACAGCAGGGUUUCCCCGGCACAGAUUCGGUAUUUUAAAAGCUCGUAGGGGCAGCACGCCUUACUCCCAGGCUGCACGCUCAACUCUUUUAGCUGCCGGCUUAGGCUAUUGAGAUCGUCCUAGGGACCGGAGCUGAGAAUUGCAAAGGGAACCACCACCGUACAGAAAAGCCCGGGGCCUGUCUAGGUCUGGGGUCCCGUCCCAACCCGGAACUACAGCUUCGGAGGGGGCUGAGAAUUUUGAAGAGUUGGAAGACCCGAGGGUCGAGGUGACCCUGUACUAACCCGCCACUCCUGGUCUGGGCUCUCCCUUCCCUGUGCAAGCAGGAGGGGGGCGGGAAAGGACAGCGUCCCGUCCCGCCCCGCCCCGCCCGUCGCUCUGUAUUCGCGAGGGAAGGCCGCCUCGCCCAGAAGGCUCCCGGGUGAUUGGAGACUCCAGGAGGAGACGCGAGGAAAAGUCGAAUAAGAGGGCGCAACGUCAGACUCGAGAUUUGGGGAAGGGUGAGGGAGGGGGUGGAAGGGCGGGGACGGACACACAGACACUGACGCGGACACACACCCCCAGCACAGCAUUCUAAGUGUCUACAACUUUAGAUCGCCUUAGCCCAGGGCACAGAGACCGGGGAGAGGAAAGAGAGAAUGAGAGAGUAAAGAGAUUUUAAAAAGAGAGGAGUCAGACUAGGAAAAGUGAAGAGAGCUGAGAGGUGAGCAAAACCAACCGUGAGAAAGGGAAAGAGGAAAAAGAACCGCAGUUUCCCAGCGUCCAGGACUGCGAAGGAGCCUAGGGAGCGGAAGCGAUCAGGGGGUGGGGUGGGGGACGCAGCGAGGGGAGGGGAGAGGAAAGGACAGGAGGGGAGUGUAAACUAUAGGAGGGCGAAGGAAGCGAGGCGCGACACAGCUCCGGGAGAGGAGGACAGAACUGAGCGCUAAGCGCAGAGCGGCUCUCCGGCCUAGAGGAGGGAGCGCGGCGCAGAGAGGAGGGGCUUGCGGCCCCGUAGAAAUGUCAAUCAGAGCCCGGAGCCCGGGGAAUCUCGGCCAAUCUGUUCGGACCUGACCUGACUCCUCGCCUCCGCCGCCGCUGCCGCCGCCGCCGCGGAGCCGAUCAAUAGGCGAACGCGGAGCGCAGCGCAGCGCGGGAGGCAACGCGGCCCGGGCUCGGCCCAGCCCCCGAUGCGCUCCGGAGCCAGCGUGCGGCGCUGAGCACCGCGGCCCCGGGGGCCGGGCCCCCUCUCCGUAGGUGCCCCGCGGGCCACCAUGUCCUUCCCUCAGCUCGGAUACCAGUACAUCCGCCCGCUCUACCCACCCGAGCGCCCGGGAGCCGCAGGCGGAGGCAGCGGAGGCGGCAGCGCAGGGGGCCGGAGUGGUCCGGGCGUUGGAGCCUCAGAGCUGGCCGCCUCGGGGUCCCUAUCCAAUGUGCUUUCGUCCGUGUACGGGGCACCCUACGCCGCGGCCGCAGCCGCAGCUGCCGCCGCCCAGGGUUACGGCGCCUUCCUGCCCUACGCUACGGAGCUGCCCAUCUUCCCACAGCUGGGCGCUCAGUAUGAGCUGAAGGACAGCCCUGGGGUCCAGCAUCCGGCCACGGCCGCCGCGUUCCCGCACCCACACCCUGCCUUCUACCCCUACGGCCAAUACCAGUUCGGGGACCCGUCCCGUCCCAAGAACGCCACCCGGGAGAGCACGAGCACACUCAAGGCCUGGCUCAACGAGCACCGCAAGAACCCGUACCCCACCAAGGGCGAGAAGAUCAUGCUGGCCAUCAUCACCAAGAUGACCCUCACCCAGGUGUCCACCUGGUUCGCCAACGCCCGCCGGCGCCUCAAGAAGGAGAACAAGAUGACGUGGGCACCCCGUAGUCGCACCGACGAGGAGGGCAAUGCUUAUGGGAGCGAGCGGGAGGAGGAGGACGAAGAGGAAGAUGAGGAAGAGGGCAAACGCGAGCUGGAGAUGGAGGAGGAGGAGCUCGCAGGGGAGGAGGAGGACACGGGGGGCGAGGGCCUGGCCGACGACGAGGAGGAUGAAGAGAUCGAUUUGGAAAACUUAGACAGCGCCGCAGCCGGGCCAGAACUGGCCCUGGCUGGGGCAACGCACAGGAACGGCGACUUCGGCCUAGGACCCAUUUCGGACUGCAAAAAUAGCGACUCGGACGACAGCUCGGAAGGCUUGGAGGAGCGACCGCUGUCGGUCCUGAGCCUGGCCCCGGCGCCACCGCCUGUGGCCAGGGCUCCUCCAUCUCCACCCUCUCCACCCUCGGGCCUGGACCCCUGCGCUCCCGCACCAGCGCCCUCCUCCGCCCUGCAGAAGCCCAAGAUCUGGUCACUGGCCGAAACGGCCACUAGCCCGGACAACCCACGUCGCUCGCCUCCUGGAGCCGGAGGUUCUCCUCCUGGGGCAGCCGUCGCGCCCCCGACGCUGCAGCUCUCACCCGCGGCUGCCGCUGCAGCAGCCGCCGCACACAGACUCGUCUCGGCGCCGCUUGGCAAAUUCCCGGCUUGGACCAACCGGCCUUUCCCAGGCCCGCCGCCUGGCCCGCGGCCGCACCCGCUGUCCAUGUUGGGCUCGGCCCCACAGCACCUGCUGGGACUUCCCGGAGCCACGGGUCACCCGGCUGCCGCUGCCGCUGCUGCCGCCGCCGCCGCCUAUGCUCGGCCUACGGAGCCGGAGAGUGGAACAGAUCGCUGUAGUGCCUUGGAAAUGGAGAAAAAGUUGCUCAAGACAGCUUUCCAGCCCGUGCCAAGGCGGCCCCAGAACCACUUGGAUGCUGCUCUGGUCCUAUCAGCUCUCUCCUCAUCUUAAUUCUUUCAACAAUUUUUAAAUCGUUGUACUAAUUGUAAAAAAAAAAUAAGACAAAUCGCUCUGUAUAGUUAUGACUUGCAAGCAUGUCUGUGUAUGAAUACCUAAAAAAGAAACACUAAACAAACAAACAAAAAAAGAACGAAAGAAAGAAGAAAUAAAGCCAGUCCCCCUUGGCUCUCCCCAAGUUGCUUCUGUACUGUCCCACAUUAGAUUGUGGGGUUCGUUUGUUCUGUUGAUUUGGGGGAGGGGUGCAGAGAGAAUAAGCGUGUCUGACUCUUUUUGUAUAUACAGAAAAAUGUACAUACGUGUGAACCAAAUUGUACAAGAAAGUAUCUAUUUUUGGCUAAAUAAAUGAGCUGUUGCCACUUUUGACUAUAACCGGCGGGUCUGCCACCUGGA